AUGGCAGCUGCGGACGAGCCGAAGCCCAAAACUCUCAAGGUGGAAGCGCUGAGUGAAAAUGUGCUGUUUGGAAUGGGAAAUCCUCUUCUUGACAUCUCUGCUGUAGUAGACAAAGAUUUCCUUGAUAAGUAUUCUCUGAAACCAAAUGACCAGAUCUUGGCUGAAGACAAGCACAAGGAAUUGUUUGAUGAACUUGUAAAAAAAUUCAACGUUGAAUAUCAUGCUGGUGGCUCUAUGCAGAAUUCAAUGAAAGUGGCUCAGUGGAUGAUUCAGGAGCCACACAGAGCAGCAACAUUCUUUGGAUGCAUUGGGAUAGAUAAGUUUGGGGAGAUCCUGACACGUACAGCUGCUGACGCACAUGUGGAUGCUCAUUACUACGAGCAGAAUGAGCAGCCAACGGGAACGUGUGCUGCGUGCAUCACUGGUGGCAACAGGUCCCUUGUUGCUAACCUUGCUGCCGCCAAUUGUUAUAAGAAGGAAAAGCACCUUGAUCUGGAGAGAAACUGGAUGCUGGUAGAAAAAGCCAGAGUUUACUACAUAGCUGGCUUCUUUCUCACAGCCUCCCCAGAGUCGGUAUUGAAAGUGGCUCGCUAUGCUGCCGAGAACAACAGGGUCUUCACUUUGAACCUGUCUGCACCAUUCAUUAGCCAGUUCUUCAAGGAAGCCUUGAUGGAAGUCAUGCCUUAUGUUGACAUCCUCUUUGGAAAUGAGACGGAAGCUGCCACUUUUGCUAGAGAGCAAGGCUUUGAGACUAAAGACAUUAAAGAAAUAGCCAAAAAGGCGCAGGCUCUUCCAAAGAUGAGCUCGAAGAGGCAGAGGACCGUGAUCUUCACACAAGGGAGAGAUGACACCAUAGUGGCUGCAGAAAAUGAUGUCACUGCUUUUCCUGUCUUGGAUCAAAACCAGGAAGAGAUCAUUGAUACCAAUGGAGCUGGAGAUGCAUUUGUCAGAGGGUUUCUGUCUCAACUGGUCUCUGACAAGCCUCUGACUGAAUGCAUCCGUGCCGGCCACUAUGCAGCAAGCGUCAUAAUUAGGCGAACUGGCUGUACUUUUCCUGAGAAGCCAGACUUCCACUGAUGGAAGAAAGAAAA
Messenger RNA from Mastomys coucha (southern multimammate mouse), 1091 nucleotides. Its product is annotated as adenosine kinase-like. Bases 1 to 1077 code for a protein of 358 amino acids. Lineage: Eukaryota; Metazoa; Chordata; Mammalia; Rodentia; Muridae. The record is from RefSeq and is a predicted model, not a curated record. The transcript has a single exon. Gene Ontology annotation, biological process: purine ribonucleoside salvage. Gene Ontology annotation, molecular function: adenosine kinase activity. Gene Ontology annotation, cellular component: nucleus; cytosol.